GAAACCAUGCCGCGAGAGGCUGGAUUUGUUGGGAAGACUUGGAGCAAGCGAGUUUAAAAGUGAAGUCUUCUAUUUUAAAAAAAGUUGUCAGUCGGUAUCUGGAUGGAUAUUGCACCGGGUACAAUUUUAUUGCUCCUUUCUUCUAUCAUUGGUACCUUUGGCGAGAAGGAAUACAGAUGCACUGCUCAGGAAUUUGAAGAGUGUCUUAGAGCACUAAAUGCGGUCGCGCAAACAGAAGAACUAGCUCUAGCAGUGACUAGAGAGGAAUUGGACAUUGUGUGCAGAAAACUACAGCAUGGUGUUCGCUGCAUUGAUGAUCACAGCUAUCGCUGCUUUUCAGUAGUACAAAGAAGAAUUUUCAACUCAGUUGUAUCGGAGUCAAGACACGUCAUAAACGAUUUGUGCGUUCCAGGAAAGUUACAAGAAGAUUAUUUGAGGUAUGCUCCAUGUUUGAAAAACGUCUCAAUAGAUAUUCGAAAAUGCGCGUAUCAAUACAAGAGACUGAAGAACAAUCAUGGUGACCAAUUCACAGAUCAAGCGAAAGAUGUCAAUGAUAGGUUGAAAAUGCACUGUUGUGUAUUUACAGAAUUUGUGGAAUGCCAGCACAAGCAUCUUUUACGCGACUGUGGAAUUCAAGCAGAGCAAUUUUUUCAGCGACAUAUGGAUCGCAUGUCUGGAUCACUCAUCAAUGAACAUUGUUCACUCUUUACUCAUGGCUCUAACGCAUGUGCUUUCGACAGAAAUUCAACCCACAGGGUUUUUACAAAUCGUCUUUUGUAUAUAGCUGUGUUCUGUAUGGUAUCUGCUCAAUUAGUAACCUAUCCUUAUAAAAGGAUGUUAAUAAAAUGUCUUUAA
Messenger RNA from Stegodyphus dumicola, 855 nucleotides. RefSeq lists its product as uncharacterized. NCBI's taxonomy places the organism in Eukaryota, Metazoa, Arthropoda, Arachnida, Araneae, Eresidae. The record is from RefSeq and is a predicted model, not a curated record.